Messenger RNA from Amborella trichopoda, 3731 nucleotides. Its product is annotated as Tetratricopeptide repeat (TPR)-like superfamily protein. Gene Ontology annotation, biological process: N-terminal peptidyl-methionine acetylation. NCBI's taxonomy places the organism in Eukaryota, Viridiplantae, Streptophyta, Magnoliopsida, Amborellales, Amborellaceae. Gene Ontology annotation, cellular component: cytoplasm; NatB complex. Gene Ontology annotation, molecular function: protein binding. The record is from RefSeq and is a predicted model, not a curated record.
GGUUUAGGUUUUGAUUUUCACUCCUCUCACGUGCCAUUACACAGUUGCCCUUUUCUUUGCUGGUUCUCGUCAAAAGCCAGCCCCUCUCCGUCUCUCUCAACUAUCUCCUUUUGGCCUCUCUCUCUCUCUCUCUCUGUCUCUUAACUCUCUCUCUUCUGUCUCAAUAUCUCGGAGCCAAAAACCCUAGAGAGCCUGUGAAAACAUAGAGUUCAACACUCUAUCACUCAAAUGACGAAGCCAUAGGAACUCAGUAAACUGUAAAAUUUGUGGGACUAAUGAUACGUGUAGCAUGAAACCCCUAGAAAUCCUGCAAAGGCAGAACCUCUGAAACCCUAGAAAACUGUUUUGAACAUGGCGUCCAAGAUUGGAAUGGCGGGUGGGCUUCCUGAGCGCAGAGUUCGGCCUAUUUGGGAUGCUGUUGAUUCGCGCCAGUAUAAGAACGCUAUGAAGCUUGUCACUACUUUGCUGGGAAAAUUCCCUAACUCGCCUUAUGCUCUGGCACUGAAGGCUCUUAUUUUGGAGAGAAUGGGAAAGCCUGAUGAGGCCUUAUCUGUUUGCCUUGAUGCAAAAGAUCACCUGUAUUCAGAUGAUAUUGGUCAAAUGGAUGACUUGACUCUCAGUACUCUACAGCUUGUUUUCCAACGACUUGACCGCUUGGACCUGGCCACUUCUUGUUAUGAAUAUGUAUGUCGAAAAUAUGGAAACAACCUCGAGCUCAUGAUGGGGCUCUUCAACUGUUAUGUGCGUGAAUAUUCAUUUGUGAAGCAACAACAGACAGCCAUCAAAAUGUAUAAGCUUGUUGGCGAAGAGAGGUUUUUGCUUUGGGCUGUUUGUAGUAUUCAAUUACAGGUCUUCUGUGGAGAUGGGGGAGAGAAGCUCCUCUCCUUAGCUGAAGCUUUACUAAAGAAGCAUAUCUCGUCUCACGACUUGCAUGAACCAGAAGCCUUUCUUGUGUAUAUUUCUGUACUGGAAGAGCAACGGAAGUAUGGUGAAGCUUUGGAAGUUCUUUCUGGAAAGUUAGGGUCUCUUAUAAGUUUUGAAGUGGAUAGGCUACGCAUGCAGGGGAAGCUCCUUGCCUUUUCAUGUGAUUAUGCUGCUGCUGCUGACACUUUCGAGAAAAUUCUAGAAUCUUGCCCUGAUGAUUGGGAAAUGUUUCUACAUUAUUUAGAUUGUUUGCUGGAGGCUGAUAGCGGUUUCUAUAAAGGGGUCAUUGUGAAUGGAGUCCAGCCCACCACAUAUGUUGAUCUUAACUUGCAGAAGGCAACUCAUCUAACAAAUGAAGUGUUUGCUUCACGCAUAUCAAGAGCAUUAGAUUUUGUAGAAAAGUUGAACAUGCAGGUUUCUAAUGAUUCGGGAAGGUGCUCCUACUUGGCUGACAUUGAAAUAGAAAAACGUCUACGCUUGUAUGGGAAAUCAAGUGAUAGAAAGUUUAUAGAGGUUAUGAUGAACUACUUCUACAGGUUUGGACAUUUGUCUUCCUUUACAUCAGAUGUCCAGGAGUUCCUAAAAAUUCUAGAGCCACAUGAAAAAGACGAAUUGGUAGAGAAACUUCGGUCAAGCUUUGAAGGACUUACUUCCCCAGAGCCCAUGAAAGCAUUAGGUCAAGCUAUCACUAUUUUUAGAAUCAACGGACAGCUUUAUACUGUUUCCAACCUUCCUCAAAGUGAACUUGAAGGCAAUGCCAUGAAAAUGACCAAGAUAUAUUGUCGGAAUCUUCCUUUGUCAAAGGAUCUUGAUCCUCAGGAAAAUAUGCAUGGUGAAGAGCUUCUCUCCCUGGCAUGCAAUGUAUUGGUUCAGCUAUUUUGGCGGACAAAGGAUCUUGGAUAUAUACUGGAAGCAAUCAUUGUUCUAGAAUUUGGUUUGACAAUCCGCAGGCAUGUUUGGCAAUACAAGAUUCUCCUUGUGCAUUUAUAUUCCUAUAUGGGGGCCUUGUCAUCUGCAUAUGAAUGCUACAAGACAUUGGAUGUAAAGAAUAUCUUAUUAGAGACUGUCUCUCACCACAUUUGGCCUUAUAUGUUGCUGUCGCCGCUUUGGUCAGAUCUAAGUGACCUGCUGAAGGAAUACCUUAAAUUUUUAGAUGACCACUUCAGAGAAGCUGCUGAUCUUGCCUUUCUUGCAUAUCGGCAUCGUAAUUACUCAAAAGUCAUCGAAUUUGUUAGAUUUAGAGAGCGGUUGCAACAAUCAUAUCAGUAUUUAUCAGCCAAGGUAGAAGAUUCCAUUCUUCAACUUAAGCAGAAGGCAGAUAAUAUUGAAGACAUCAAGAGCAUUCUUCAGAAUAUGAACUCAGGUGCUCAACUGCUUGAUCUGGUGAACGAAAAGUGCAAGAAACCUUUGACGUUCAAUGAGGAUCUGCAGUCACGUCCAUGGUGGUCACCAUUUCCAGAUGAAAAUUACCUUCUAGGCACAUCUGGCUUGCCUCGAGCAGAAAACUUGCAUCCUAGGGAGCGGGAAGCACAACAACUCAAAGUCAUUAAAAGGAGAGCCCUUCUUCCUCGUUUGGUUUAUCUCUCGUUACAAAGCCUGGCACUGUUACUUGUGGAAACUUCUGAAACUGAUGGGCAUUUAUCUGAUGCCAAGAGUUCCUUAGAACUGAGGGAUCUCCUCGAACAAUAUACAAGGCACAUGGGUUUUUCCUUUGAUGAUGCUAGGAGAUUCAUAAGCACAGUCUCAACAGGUCGCAUGUCUUUUAAGGAUAACAGAUCAGAGUUGGUUGACUGGAUAAACUUUGCUGUAUUUGACAAUGUUUUGCACUUGUGCUCCCGUAGUCUUGGAUUAUCAUCUGAUGGAGAAACCAAAGGAAAUUUGAUGGAAGCUUUGGACAAACUUCUGCAACAAUGUUUAACUGAUAGCUUACAAUGUGCACAAUCUUCUUCGGUAUGCACUGGAAGCUCCCUUACCCCACUUGUGCAGAUAGUGACUGAGCCCAUUGCUUGGCACUUGGUCAUACUCCAAUCAUGUUCCCGAGUUUUGUUCCCCUCAGUAAAGAAGAAGAAAAAGGGUGGAGCACCUGAUCCAGGGCCUUCACUGUUGUCACAGGCAGUUAGAAAUUCAACAAGGAGUUUGCGUGGUGAAAUUGAGAAGAUUGUCAAGUGGUUGGAUGUAGAGGUUCGAAGGGUAGAGGAUGAGUCUUUAAACUACUUCCGCUCACUAUUAAGGAAAUCGAGUGAUAUAAAUUCUAGUGGAAGGCCUGGGCGAGUUAUUGAGAUUCUAGAAGCUUCGGCUAGUGCAAGGAAUGGGGAAUUGGGGCCACGGAUAAGCAGGGCAAUAGAAACAUGGAGCUCUGAAGAUGCAGUGAAAAAAACUUUGAACGGCCAGAAAGUUGUUUUGUCUGAGUUUCACCAUAUAUGUUGUUCAAUGUUGAAAUCACUGCAAGCUCCGAAACAGUUAUGAUCUCUAGGUUACUGAACAUUUUGGUGGUGGGUUUUCGAUCUGUAAACUGUCGAGUUGGGUCUUUCUAUUCUUUUUACCAAGCGGAUUUUUGGUCCCUGUGGGCCUUGUAAUCUUGAAGAGAUCAACAAUUGAUUUUGUGGGUGGUGGCUUAUAUUGUUGUUGUUUUAGCUUUGUUUUGUGGGUUGCAUCUGUAACGGUUCUAUUUUCGAGAAAAGUUAAGCAAGGUUUGCCUGCUUCGAUUCAGAGUACAAACUCAGGUUGAUAUGUUGUAAUUUGCACCUUAAGGCCUAAGAAAGAGAAAUAUAUUGAUAGCGUCUCCAACUUCUGCAUAGUUUAAAGCU